UUUGUAGAGGGAGGGGGACAUCGAAAGAGAGAGAGGAGAGAGCAGCAUCUCCUUAGCAGCAAAACCUCCUCCAAACAUAUAACUGGAAAACCCAGGAGCAGAUGUGUUGGUGGAGUGAUGCGGAGACUGGGUGGACGCUGGGGUACAUUAUCUGAUGCAGCACUGAAGAGUGGAAGGUCUGUGCUUCAGUGCUCUCAGCAAACUGAAGGUUUUCAGGUACUAAAAAAAACAUGGUGGGCCUGAGAAACCGUUCUACAUGGGAACCGUUGUUACUAAAGGCCUCCUGCAUCAAGUCAUGUACCAACGGCUGCUCCAUGGGCAUCACUGCACACCUCACAUAUGCCAAUGCUGACACAGAUUCUGUGGAAGGUGUGUUUGUAUAUCCUCUUGAGGAAAAAGAGGUUGUGGUGGGCUUUGAGGCCAUGAUUGCAGGGCGGCUGGUGGGAGUGCAGAUCCAGAGCAGAGGGAAGCUGAAGGACUGCUGUCUGGAUUGUUGUCCUGGAUCUGUUCUCGAUGGGCAAUGUGGGAGCAGCCAGGAGUGGACCUGUUGCUGCGGGAUCUCCGCCCUAGACAUACAAUGCACCAACGGACACCUGAUUUUAGAUGAAGACCUGGAAAGAACCACCUUCAUAGUGGGUUGUGGUGUCGUUGGCCCCAUGGAUAUAGUGUCUGUCAUCAUCAGCACCACUCUAGAACUCCCCACGAUGGAAAAUGGAGCAAUCCGCAUCGUCUACCCAACACUGCUUACUCCGGUGGUAACUGGCCAGAUGAAUGCAAGCAAGAGUGAAAAUGGGGGAAAGUCUGAGGAAACAGGGGCCACCAGCUGCUUUGGGGCUACCUCAGGAAAACAGGAUCGGGCCUUGGACUCUGAGCAGCAGUGCUCACAUGGCCUUUUUACCAGUCCUGCAAUCAACCUGGCCCCAUAUGAACUCAACUUCCAGCUGCUGGUUAGAGGCGCCUGUCUGCUGGCUGGUUUGGAGAGUCCUACACAUGCUCUGAGAGCUGAUGCUGACCCGUCCGCCCAAAGUGCAUCUGCCACCUACAUCACUUUAGCUCAGGAGCAUCCGUAUGACAGACAUAUAGAGAUCAUUUUACACCUUAGUGAACCCCACAACCCGCUGGUCAUUCUGGAGAAAGGCCGCCUGUCCUUCAGCCAAUAUGAACAGCAGAUCUGCUCACGCCGCGAUUAUAUCCGAUACACCCGCAAAGAUUCCGAUCCUGAGAGGAGGCUGGAGUAUAUCCGAAGGCGAUACCACAAGGAUAUUCUCUGCAGCCCUGUCCUAAUGCUCAACUUCUGUCCUGACCUACUGUCAGAACAUCUGGAGCUGCACAAAGCUACCAGAGAGCUGCUGUUCCUGAUCGAUCGAAGCGGCAGCAUGAGUGGCACCAACAUAAAUCGUGUGAAGGAGGCCAUGGCGGUGGCCCUGAAGAGUCUUCCUUCUGGUACGAUGCUCAACAUUGUUGGUUUUGGGACCACCAUCAAGCCUCUGUUUACUUCCAGCAAGCUCUGCAAUGAUGUAACUCUCAUACAGGCCUAUGAGUACAUUCAGAGGAUGAGAGCAGAUAUGCGUGGCUCAAACCUUCAGGGAGCGCUGUCCUGGAUGUACCAGCAGCCCAUGCAGCGUUCGUAUCCACGGCAGGUCUUCAUCAUCACUGAUGGCUCCAUCAAUAAUGUUGCGAAGGUGCUGGAGUUGGUUCGCAGAAACACGUGUGCUGGCAGAUGCUUUGGUUUCGGCCUUGGUCCCCGUACCUGCAGGAGACUCCUGCAGGGAAUUGCCAAACUGACUGGAGGGACUACAGAGUUCAUUUAUGAUGAAGAGAGACUCCAGCCCAAGCUAAUCAAGUCUCUGAAAAAGGCCUUUGAACCUGUCCUGACUGAUGUUCGGAUUGACUGGUACCUGCCAGAGAACAUGGAGGCCCUUCUUUCACCCAAUGAAAUUCCUCCUCUGUAUCCCGGGGAUCGCCUUAUCGGUUACUGCACUCUUUAUGAUAUGACAAACUUCAAAACAAAGAAGUCAGAGUGCCAAGGACAGGACAGCAGAGGUGUGCACCGUGACUCCAUGGCUUCUGUUUUCACCCAUUCGAAUGAAGAGCUUACACCAACUCCCUCCUCUGAGCUCAUGCCUGUUCUGAUGCACUCAGACAGAACCGAGCUGGAAGAGGCUCUGAGGGAAAUUUCAAGAGAAAUUUCUUCUGAGUUUUCCUGUGCCAGAGACACUGACCUUGGAAUCAACCCAGGUGUGGAGCUGGAUUGGUCCAGUGACAUAAGGCGGAGGAUACAGCAGAGCUCCUACAUUCAGGAGCAGUACGUUCUCACUCACUGCUCCCUGAGCAGCGAACGAAGUCUUCAAACACAGUCCCACGUACACAUUCAUGCCUCAAGCUCUGACUCUGCAGGUGGGAGCUUUCUUUCCAACCCCCACUCUUGUGGUCCAGUAUUAGAAACUGGGUCUUUACCUCAAGGCCUUGAGAGGAUGGCCCCUCCAGAGCCUUCAUCCUUAUCUCGUUGGGCAGACUCAGAAUGGCAGCAAAACCUUUCAGCUCCUGACAAUCUAACCAAAAAGAAUGGACGCCUGGAUGGAGGUGAAGAGUCUCGAAGAAGACAGAGAGUAUUAGCUCGUUCGACCAUGGCAGCACGAAGUUUCUCAUCACCACAGGGUGAACUUGAAAUGCAUCGCCUCCGGAGAGCCCUCGAGAGGGUCUCCUUUGACCAGACUCUAGGUGGGCGGCUGGACGAAAGUGAUGGAGAAACUAGGCCUCCAUCAAGAGGAACAGUUUCCCACAGAAGCCUGACUGACUCCAAUGGACUCCUGUUCCCUGCAUCACCCCUGGACUGGGACAGCCUCACUGACCCAGAGUAUCUGUUUACUGCUGCUCAGCCUGAAGAUCCUCCCCCAGGUCAGUGUCGCUCCAUCAUUCAUGGCCUGCUAAGUGGAAAGCCAAUUUCCUGGGAGGUCACUGUGAAUGUGGGGCAUCUCUGGCCACCUGAGGAACAGGAUAUCCCAGGAGUCAACGAAUCUGAACCAGGUGGGGAGGAUAUAGGAAAGCCCUGGGAGGAGAUCAUUCACCACUUGGCGGCUCGCUCAGUAAUAAGGGACUUUGAAAAAUUAGCAGAAAAAGAGAGCGACACUGGACAUGGGUCAGGAAAACGAUACCGUAUGAAGGCCAUCCAGACAAGCAAGCACUGUAACAUCAUCUGCAUGUACACAGCCUUCACCGUUACAGACGAAAGCACAAACAAAGGCUUGCCGGAGAGUGCAGACAUGAGAAACACAG
Cyprinodon variegatus (sheepshead minnow) is the source of this 3276-nucleotide messenger RNA. It is a transcript of the gene vwa5b2, whose product is annotated as von Willebrand factor A domain-containing protein 5B1-like. The transcript has 17 exons. NCBI's taxonomy places the organism in Eukaryota, Metazoa, Chordata, Actinopteri, Cyprinodontiformes, Cyprinodontidae. The annotation marks the transcript as partial. The record is from RefSeq and is a predicted model, not a curated record.